AUGACCAUAAAGUCGAACACUCGAUCAAGUUCCGAAUCAAGCACGUCUACAAGCGAGUCUAAAACCACGCUAUCAACGGAAUCAUCCAGCGAUGAAUCUUGCUCUCGGGGAUCCUGGAACACUGCGAACAACUCAGACGGGCUUGAGGACGAUCGACGUGUGAAUGAUGACGAUUUCCCUAGUUCAGCACGGAGACGAAUCAACCCUAUCCUCAAACUGAGGUUUGAUAAUCGGGGAAAGGAGAGCCAACAAAGACCAAGACUUCUGUUUCGGGCUUUCGACACCGAACACGGACUGCAUGCUCGCUUCUUUCAAGACUGGCCCUCUUCAAAACCUCUACCGUCACCUCCUCCAUAUGGUAGCGACAAAUUUGGAAAGCUAGCUUACCGACAUCUUGUCCAAGAUAGAGCAUUUCCAUCGCCCUUCUUGUCAGUUACUGAAAGUCCUAGACGGGCAUUGGAGGUCCACCUCGCUAAUACUUCAGGACAUCGGUCUUUGGCGAUUUUGGACUAUAAUGUACUCGAAGAAGAGUUAAAGAAGCUAUACGGUUCAGAUGCUGGACCUUGGCUCGUCCCUGAAGUUACAAAAAGAUACGAAUUCACGGACCUGGCGAAGAUUGAUGAUGAUCGGUCUGGUACACUCAUCGAGGGAGAUGGUUAUACAGGUAGAGGCGAAUUCCUCAUCUGGGCCUCUGUACCCUGUGAUGCUAUCGCUGUACUGUCUUACGAGGAAGCCCUCCAGGUAUAUCAUGUCCUCGGUACACUCAAAAGGUCGAAAUCAGCCAUUGAUGACUUCUCUGGUUCACUGAUUGGCAAAUGUCUAAGGGGCAUCCCACCUGUGUACAAAGCAGUGGUGGGACGUAAACUUGUUCAUGCGUUUGAGAUUUCUGGUUAUAAAAAGGGUCGUCAUUCAAUCUGUCUUGAGAGAUUUAUGGAGGGAGUUGAGGCAGGCUCGUCAGAUAGCGCCUCAACCGAGGGAGAAGACAAGGCCGGAUUCGACACUGAGAGUGUUCAACCUCAAGAACAAACCGCUCAACUGGAUAAUUUCAUUAGGGAGCUUGAGAUGUAUGCGACGAUUCCAACACCAACUCCACCUCGUAUUUUGAAUCAGGAACAACAACCCACAAACCCAGAGCCGGCACCUACAAAUCUACCUCGACAGAGUCCGACGGUAUAUCAGCGCUCAGCAAAUGUGAUCGACUUGACUUCGGAGGGCUCCCACAGCUGCCAUGAAUCAAAAACCACACAUCCUGAGUCAGCAAAGACGAAGAAACUCCAGACGAGCCGCGUAAUGACGGAAACAAGAACAAUCAUAACCUCGACAGUUGACAGAAAACAAUCCGAUUUUCGUCGCAACAGCAUCACCGAAGACGACGAUGAAGUCCAGAUUAUUGCAGAAAGUAACAGCCGACGCCAGUAUGCCCGCACCAGAACUGAAACUACAGUUAUCACAAUUCGCAGUCGGAGUGUGAGUGAGGAGUGA
Molecule: messenger RNA, 1482 nt
Organism: Fonsecaea nubica
Lineage: Eukaryota; Fungi; Ascomycota; Eurotiomycetes; Chaetothyriales; Herpotrichiellaceae
Exons: 3
Coding region: 1-1482 (493 amino acids)
Source: RefSeq, a predicted model, not a curated record